CGAAGAAUGCAAGCACGGAAAAUCAAUUCGGACCUAACCAAGCGCAUUAGGGAGGGUCUGAGUUUAAAAAACACGAGAGACGAAGUCACCGGUGGAGGUGAACGUGCCGGGCUUUAAAGGAAGUCUCUAAAAAGAGGGUGGGACGAAAUGGUCUAGACGUUGAUCUCUCAACCUAAUGCACAGGGACAGUUACGGAUUUGCGCUGUGCCGUGUCAUUAAUGGAUAGAAUUUCCAUUAAUGUGGAACAGAAAUUACCUUGUCCAGGAGGCUCGCAGGAUGUUGAAGUCGUCGUCAUGAAAGCCAGGGAUUCAUAGGAGCAGUCUCGUCGUCGACGUCAAAGCACAAAAAGUUACGAUGGUUCGCGUGAUCCCGGUGCAUAACUUCCUGGGGCAGAACGUGGCUCAGUUGGAGGAGGAGCCAACGGCAGCAUGCAUAGCCCACGUAGGCGAGGACGAGGCCUUGCUGAUAGCAUUGUCCAGUCACUGCGUGGAGGUCCGGGAUCUGGAUGCUGCCAACGUCGAGCCAAGGACCGUCUUCCCGACGGUGGACAAGGUCGAGUCGAUGCGCCACUGUGUCCAGGGUAACUACGUGCUGGCUCUGGAGUCCAAGACAUGCCGGGGCUCGCUCGUGGGUCGCUUUGUGAGGGUCUACGUGAACUGGGGCUCGAAGGCGAACCGAGGGCGAGCUAUCCGGGCACGGAUCGCGGGCAGAGUGACUCCCAGUCCGAACCCUCCCUCGGACAGCCUGGAGAUGAUCGAGCUUCCCCUGGAUGGCCUCGACGCGGCUCCGGCGGCGGUGGCCUGCUGCCAAGCGACCGGGAACCUGUUCGUUGCCGGAGGGCCGCGGAUCCUGCUCUACGAGUACAAGGUGGAGACCCUGAAUCCAACCAAGCUGCGGUUCAUCGACUUCCGGGCAGCGGCCGACCGCGGUUCUCUGACCCUGGGUUUCACCCCAGAACGGGUCGACGCGGUAGAAGACGUGAUAGCGGCGUGUGACGCGCGACGUCUUCUGGUGUUCCGACUGGCGGCCGGAGGUUCCCCGCAACCCGAUCAGGCGCCAGAUCCCGAAGAAGUCCCGGAGACCACGGACGGGCCCGUGGACUGGGACCGACUGGCAGCGCGCGGCGCGCCAACCGUGGAGCUGCCCGGCGUGCUGGCGGAGCGCGGGGUGGGGGCUCCGCUUGAGGCCAACCCCGACGAGGCGGUGGCGAGCGUGGAGCCGGGGGGGCGCUACUCGGUCGAGCAUCUCGUGCGGAUGGGCGCGGCGCUGGGGGAGGCCUUCUCGUGCUCCCUUCUGGAGCCGCUGGAUCCCGAAGCGGUGGGGUGCGUGGCGUGCACAGGGAGAGUGGGCUACGCGUUCCGCAUAGGACGCGGCGCCCGGGGUCCUGAGCUGCGGCCGCGCGUGUACCCGCUGACGGCGUCGGCGCGACGAGUCGCUCUCGAGCCCACCGCGCUGCAUGCCCUGACGGAAGCGGGCCUGGAAUCGUACGCUGCUCGGCUGGGUCCUCCGGGGCUGGAGGCGGGGCCCGACGAGCCGCCCGAGGGCCCGCCGUUCCUGAUUGGCCUGCGGCCGUUCCCGGGGGUGCGCGAGCUCGCGUGCUCGGGUCGCCACCUGGUGCUCGUGGCGGCCGGUGAGGCCCACUGGGCGAUCCACGCCCUCGCCCUGCCCGGGCCGAGCGACGUGCGCCGCGACAUGCUACGCGCCGCCGAGUGCCAUCGCGCCGCCGAGCCCGCCACCUACGGCCGCCUCUUGGCCGAGGCCCUGGCCCUGGGGCCCUCGGGCCCGGGUGACGAGUGCCCCGCGCUUUUGGCCGAUCACCUGCUCGGCUCGCGGUCGGCGGCCGACUGGCGGCGAGCGGCGCGCUGUUACCGUCGCGCCGGUCUGCCGGCCGCCAGGGUACUGGCGAGGGAGGGCGUCGUCCACGCCCCAGGUCCCGGGCGCGCCGCCCUCGUCGCCGAGCUCCUGGCCGGCCUCGACGCCGCGUCCGGUCCGGAGGCCGAGGCCGAAGCCGACGCCCUUUUCCAGAGCCACGACGUCCCGGCCGUGCUGGACCGCGACGCCCCCGACCGCCGCGCUCUGCCCGAGGCCGUGCUCGCGAGUCCCGUCCUCCGCGAGCACGCCGCGGACAAGCUGAUAGAGAUCCUACGCGGCCGAGUCGCCUCCUCAACGACCGACGACGCGGGUCUCGUCGAGCGCUUCUCCUUGGCGCUGCUCCUCGCCGAGACCGGGGCGUCCGGGCCCGCCGCCGAACUUCUCGAGGCCCUGCCCGAUCACGGCCUCGAACGCGUCCUGAUGCGCCACUGGAAGUUGCUGUUCGACUGGACCCCGGUUUCCCGGGGCUACCGCGGAGGACCCGGGUUCUCCGAGCUCGCCGGUUGCCUCAUGCGACGUCCCCGGAGGGGCCUCUUCGCCAAGGUGCUCGCGCGCCUCGUUACGACCCGUCUCCUCGCCGCCCGCAUCGCGGUGCGCGUCUUCCUGGGAUAUCUGCCCUCGCGCCUCGGUCGCGACGGUCUGGACGCCGCUGGCGCGCUUCAGCUCUUCCUCGAGGCCUACCUCGGCGAGAGAUGUCGCUCCUCCGGAUCCCCCGAGGACCCGGACGACGCGGAAGCCGAGCGCGAGGCCUUCCGCAUCCUCGUGCGCUCCUACCUGGGCAAGCUCGCCCAAGGCCGGCUCCGCGAGGAGGAGGAGGACCCGCGGGAGCUCGGCCACGACCCCGAGGAGCCGUACCUCUUCGCGAGCCGCCGACCCAAGUUCCUGGACCGCCUCGCCUCGCAGCGCGGGGUCCACAUCAGACCGGAGCUCCUCAAACUCCAAGCUCUCCUGGCCAGCGGUCGGCUGCCCGCCGAGUCGCUUCGGGACGUCGACCGUUUCCUCGAGGAGCAGGAUCCCGGCGGCGACCUCGCCCUGCGCAUCCUCUACCGCCUGGACCCCGCCGCGGGGACCAGGAUCCUCAUCGACGACUGCCCGAGGGCCCUGCUCGAGUACGCCCAGUACAAGUACACGAGGGCUGCCGAGUGGAAGAUGCUGAUCGAGAUGCUGCAGGGGAAGAUCACCUGGACCGGCGGCGACAAGGAGCACGGCAAGGUGUACGGCGAGAUCAUGAAGGAGACGCUGGUCUACCUCGUGCAGAUCUUGCCCCUGAAGAGGUUCCGGUCCUUCCUGCCCAGGGAGAACGAGGCGAUCUUCCAAAAGUACUCCGAGGUCUGCAGUCAGGCGAUGCACGCGGACCACGUGAGAUCCAUGAUCAUGGAGACGGGGCACCAGCUGCUGACGACCCUUAAUUUUUGAGGUUCCCGAUGACUCCAUCUCGUUCCGUUAUUCGUUCUCGAUAGAUCCUUUAUAUCCGCGUUUUCGAUAUUCAUAGUCUAUCCAUGUUCGUGCGCGCGUAUGCAUACGUCAAGGUACGCGCGCCAUCGUGAUUAUUAUGAAAUUAAUACGUAUUAGGACCAGUUGCGAUCGUA
Orussus abietinus is the source of this 3461-nucleotide messenger RNA. RefSeq lists its product as uncharacterized. Gene Ontology annotation, biological process: organelle organization. The transcript has 4 exons. The coding region runs from base 355 to 3288 and encodes 977 amino acids. Lineage: Eukaryota; Metazoa; Arthropoda; Insecta; Hymenoptera; Orussidae. The record is from RefSeq and is a predicted model, not a curated record. Gene Ontology annotation, cellular component: cytoplasm.